This is a messenger RNA of Linum trigynum, 1460 nucleotides long. The record is from the annotation of a GenBank genome assembly. Lineage: Eukaryota; Viridiplantae; Streptophyta; Magnoliopsida; Malpighiales; Linaceae.
AUUUCAAGAUUGUUUUUUUGGUUUGCGAUUUUAAAAGGCUUUCUUAAAUCUGAAAAACUAAACAUGAUAGAAACCAUACAGAGUCAGACUCAAUUAAUUGUGGUGUCAAUUCGGUUAUGUUCCUUAUCUUUCCUUUUGAUUCGAUUUUGUAACAAUUUGGUCCGAUUGUGGAUCUAACUGGCUCGUACCCAUCUUUGAUAAAGAACACAAGAUGCCAAAUCAUGGAGAGGUUUCUCUAAUUGGUUGCAAUGACAUAAGAAAGCAACAAAAAAAAAAAAAAGAAGCUUCUAGAUCAUGAGUAACCUGCUGGCUACCUUAGUUGCCAAGUAAAGCUUGUAAUGAUGGUACCAACUCUUGAACAAACAAGAUUAUGCUUCAAGGGAAAUACUACAUUUACUAUAGUUUCCCACUGUGAUUAACACUUAAUCCUGUGCAUCCACUUCAUUAUCAUAGCUCAAAUUGACCAUACUGUCCACCCUAAAACAUGUCACAUGAACCUGACUCCAAAGGACAAUCAAGUCAUUUUACAUGAUGCUUGUGAAGCUAGCUAGCUCAUGUUUUCUCAAUUUCACACAGGCAGAGUCAAUCAUUCUACUGUCACAACCCUGAAUUUGGUAACUAUAUAAGGUCUCCAUAUGAGAAGCUGAAUGCUCAAGAGCUAGGAGACCAGCAAACGGCAUUAUUAAUAAUGGAGAACUACAGAGCAAUCUUCUUCACGGUGUUGUCUUUGGUCUGUUUUGUUGGGAAGCAAGCUUCAGCAGCUCAACAUGCUGUUGGAGGAAGCCAAGGCUGGGAUGAAUCCACAGAUUUCAGCUCAUGGGCCUCAGCCCAGAAGUUCAAAGUUGGUGACCAACUUGUGUUCAAGUAUAGCUCAGGGCUGCACAGCGUGGUGGAGCUAGGGAGCGAGUCGGCCUACAAGAGCUGCGACCUUGGCUCUUCAUUGGACUCCAUGAGCACAGGCAACGAUGUGGUGAAGCUGGGCAAACCCGGGACACGGUUUUUCGCUUGCGGGACAGCAGGGCAUUGUGGUCAAGGGAUGAAGGUGAAGAUCACGGUCGAGUCUGGCAGUGCAGCGUCCACUCCGGCAUCACCUUCAACUUCGUCUUCAUCAUCGUCCUCGUCCUCGUCUUCUGAUGCUGUUCAGUCUGUUGUUGGAUCCAUGGCUUUGCUUGUGGGAGUUCUGAGCUUGAGCUUGUUGAUGCCUCAACUGGUUUGAGAAUUGAAGCUAGUGUAUAUUUUUGUACUAUGUUCUUUUUAUGCUUUAUGUUUAUGGAGGAGAAUUAAAUUCUGGUUAGUAACUGAGGAAAUGUGGGUAUGGUAUAUUUUGGAUUUGUUUCAUUUUUAAUUUUAUAUUCUUUUUUAAGGAUGGUUUUGUAUUAAUUUUACUUUGUAAUAAACUAAGUGCAGACUAUAUAAUGGAAAGAUUCCAAUUUCCUCUUUACUAAAGUUCAUAGGUCUUU